Molecule: messenger RNA, 1107 nt
Organism: Thecamonas trahens ATCC 50062
Lineage: Eukaryota; Apusomonadida; Apusomonadidae
Exons: 2
Coding region: 1-1107 (368 amino acids)
Source: RefSeq, a predicted model, not a curated record
AUGGUCAACUACCUGGACGCUGGGGCAUGGGCAUGGGCAUGGGCAUGGUCUACACAACACGAUCUCUCGGUCUACCGCGAGGACGCGAAAGAGCGCGAGCGGCGCAGGGCUGCCGAGGCAGCAUCGCGGGCGGCGCUGCGGUCGGCGCGCAGGGCAUCUGUGACGCCGCCAUCCCCGCGCGGGCCAACGCCGUCAACGUCAAGCCCGACGUCGUCUGCAGCGUCGCUGCCGCCGAGCCCCGGAUCGAGCGCGGUGACGUCGGCCUGGGCGCCGACGUCGAGCCCCAUCCAGGGCGGGGUGCGCUCGGCCUGGUCGCCGCCGAGCUCGCGUAAGGGCCCGCACUCGCCCGGCGCGGGCAAUCACAAUCACUCGCUCACGCUCAGUCCAUCGCCGGCGGCGGGUCCUGUGGCGGCGUGGGGCGCAGGGAGCGCAAACGGCGGGCAGCUGCGGACAACGGUUGUACAGCGGGAGGUGCUUGCGUCGGCGUCGCCGCGGAUGUACGCGCCGAUUGUGGUGACCGCGAGCCCCGCAGCCGGGCGGCCAGGCCUCUCGUCGCCGCUCCGGGUUACUGGCUCGCCGUCACCGACGGACCAUGGCCGGGCGGCGAACGAGGCCGGGUCGCCGGCGGCGCCGCUCCGACUCCCGUCAAUCCCGCCGGAGCUCGACCUGGCGGGCGUGUCGGCACAGCUGGGCGACGACGGCAGCGGCGAUGAGACACAGCCGCGCAAUCCGGGCCCAACGCCGCGCAACGAUCCCGAGUCGCCGAACACUGCGCGGCGGUUGAGCUUUGAAGAGCCUACGAGCGACGGCGGCCGGCGCACCUCUGGUGGCGCGCCGGCCGGCGACGCAGCGACUGUGUCGGCGGGGAGCAGCAGCGGCAACGAGUGCGAGCACGCCAAGUCGCUCCUCCUCCUCACACAGACCCUUGCCGAUCACAUUGCCGACGCUGACCGGCGCUCUCGCGAGGAGGCCCGACUGCGGACGCAGCUGAUGGACACCAUCGCGCGUCAGAACAGCCAGAUCACUGCGCUCAACUCUGCGUUGGCGCAGGUGCUCGCCAAGCAUGACGCGCUUGACGCGCGGCUCAGGGCUCUCGAGCCACAAUAG